Messenger RNA from Ctenocephalides felis (cat flea), 291 nucleotides. Its product is annotated as fat-like cadherin-related tumor suppressor homolog. Bases 1 to 291 code for a protein of 96 amino acids. The transcript is spliced from 3 exons. Lineage: Eukaryota; Metazoa; Arthropoda; Insecta; Siphonaptera; Pulicidae. The record is from RefSeq and is a predicted model, not a curated record.
AUGCAGACUUUCUCUGAUAGUAAAAUUAAUAAUGAUUUAAAACGUCCAAUAAUAACAGCAGAUACCACGUUGAAAAAUUCAUCAGCAAAUAGGAAUACAGGAAUUCUUGCUGGACGUUUGAGUCAACAAUCAAAUCGUGCCUUGCUCAAUUGCUCAGACGACGACACUCGUACCCAAACGUCUUAUCAUUGGGAUUGUUCAGAUUGGGCAAGACGUAGUCAGAACCCUCUUCCUGAUAUAACAGAGUUCCAGGGGGUGAAAUGCCUGAUUCUUCCAGUUUCACAGCAAUGA